Molecule: messenger RNA, 2135 nt
Organism: Limulus polyphemus (Atlantic horseshoe crab)
Lineage: Eukaryota; Metazoa; Arthropoda; Merostomata; Xiphosura; Limulidae
Exons: 3
Coding region: 177-1448 (423 amino acids)
Source: RefSeq, a predicted model, not a curated record
CUCACAUAAAUACUUCAGUACUGCACGUAUAAUAUCAAUAUCAUUUAUUACAAAAGAGCAUGUAAAUGUAGAUGUUUAUUAGUAUCAGUCACCCUAUAUAUGUUAGACAAACCUUCUAAAACCGCAGUGAAAAACCACCAAGUUUGACAAGUCAGGAUUUCUUCGUGUUAUAAAGAAUGGUACCAAAAGCAGGAAGGAAAACCAAGUAUUUUUUCAUAUGGAUGUUUAUCUUUAUUCUUGCCUGUUGUCCGGAAGGUACCUGUACACAAGUUUCUGUUGACCAGUUGGAUGACGUAAUAAGGGAUGCUCUACAAAAAGCUAUAGCUAACCUUCCUCAACCUCUGCCUCUCGCAGAUAUGAAUUUUUCCGUUGACGUUGUGUUUGGACCAAUUAACACCACGUUAUCUGGUUUAAGCUUGACAGGAUUACAAGCCAUACAAAUACAAGAAGUCCAACUUAUAAAUGCAUCCACAAUAGAAGGAAGAGCUAUUUUAUCUGCUUCAGAUAUUUUUAUUACUGGAAUAGGACAGAUAAGUGGUAAUAUUGCUUCCACUGUUCCCUUUGAUUAUUCCGGCGAGGUGGCAGUACUGUCAAACGACACCUCUGUUUUGUUGGAUUUCUCACUUUCUUACGAUGGAAACAACACGUUCACUCUUCGUAAUGUAUCCUCUCAGUUCUUGGUUGGGAGCAACAUUUCGUCUUUGGACAUUCCAAUAAUCACCUCACCUCUUAAUGACGCUCUGAUUCAAGGUAUUGUUCUGGCUUUCAAGCCAUCAAUUGAAUCACAGAUUGCACAAUCCCUGUUUAGUGUUCUGUCACCUGAUCUGGAGUUAAUGAUAGAAAAUUCUACGAUAAUAUUCCUAGGUUCAGCUAUAGGCAACCUUUCCGGAGGUGGAGCAGAUAAUUCGGGUCUUUGUAACAAUGGCAGUGAAUACCUGGACAGUCUGAUGGCAGACCUCAAGGCCCGUCUUAGUGCUGUGGAACCGGUUUCUCUUCGUUCGUUUCAGUUUGUGUUUAUAUUUAUGAAUAAUGGCCAACUUAACGGUUUUUCUAACAUCAAGAGGGUUGGUGACAUCCAGCUUUCGUGUAAUACAACAAAUGGACGAGAUAUUUUGGGCUUCAAUCUUAUGGUUUCGAGCGUUCGACUUCAACAGAAUUUUAUAUUUCGUUCUUACCGCUUUAUUUAUCUUUUGCGGAUGACGGCAACUUUGUCCAGCUUGACCGUUAGAGUUCAAAUAGCUGUGGGUAAGGGCAACGUGACCUCAGUUUUACAGCUAUUCAACCUGGAUAGCGUAGGGAAUGUUAAUAUUAACGUGUUUCGUCAAACUCGUCUAUCGUUCGUUUUAAAUAAUCUAAGAUUAUUCAGAAAUUUCUUCAGGCAACUCUUAGCCGAUACUAGUAGGAAUCAAAUACGUCUAGCUCUCGCGGACCAGUUGCGUCAGCAGUAGAGGACGGGAACCGAACAAGAUCGCGCCCAUUAGUUAACGCAUUGCCGUAUUCUUUUUUAUUUUCUCUAACUAAGAUUGUGAGUUUAUCAUUCUCACCGGUACAGGUCCUUCCUCACGUAAAAGGCACAUCUCAACUGAGUUUUAUUAUGUAUGUUAAUUGGCAAACAACGAUUUAUAUGCAUAAUGAAGAAGUUUAUUUUAUUUUAUUUAGGGGGGACAUACUGCACUGAUUGCUUUUUAAGGGGUACCCACUUAACUUUAUGGGAUAAUAUAUUUAUUUCUAUAGAAAGUUUCGUAUCUAACAAUUAGACAUCAUCAUGUACAACAUUAAAGGUACAGAUCCUUAAUUAAUGUACGUGAUGAUGUCUCACUGUUAGAGACGAAACGUUCUACAGAAAUAAAUAUAUUAUCCCAUAAAAAGAUGUUUGAGAAUUUCAUAUUGAACAUACUGUUUGUUUCGACAGAACAUAGGUCUGUCUUCUUCUUAUUCUGUUGAAAUAUACCACUUCAUUAUAUUUAUAAAUCGUUGUGUGACCAUUAUACACAAUGGUCAUCCAUACACUAAUAUUAUGUACGUUACUUCAAACUUAAUUCGGAUUUUGUACGUAAUUCUCUCCGAAAAUGAAAAACAGGUUACCGAUAUUUCAUGCUUUAUGGAUAUUAAAAUAGGUUGUUUAUUGCAUUUUA